Puntigrus tetrazona (Sumatra barb) is the source of this 1723-nucleotide messenger RNA. Its product is annotated as cardiomyopathy-associated protein 5-like. Lineage: Eukaryota; Metazoa; Chordata; Actinopteri; Cypriniformes; Cyprinidae. The record is from RefSeq and is a predicted model, not a curated record. The transcript has 4 exons. Bases 259 to 1317 code for a protein of 352 amino acids.
GCUCUCUCUCUCUCUCUCUCUCUCUGUGUCUGUCUGUCUCUCGCUCGCUCUUAGCCUUGACUUCUUCUCUGUUCCUUUCACAUCAAACCAGCAGCAGCUCACGAAGGAUCCCGGGAUGCGUGUCGUCUUUCAUCAUGAAACAAGGGAAUUCUGGGACCUCUGGGAGGGAAUCUGACGGAUUACGGCUGUUUUGUGGAUCUGAGCUCGCUGUGGAUUACCAGGUCUAGUGUGUGUGUGUGUGUGUGUGUGUGUGUGUGAAUGAUGACACACGUCACAGACGAGGACCCGCGCAUCUGUCCGUCAUGUGCUCACGGUUUCGAUCUUCCUCUCAUUCUGCCCUGCUCUCACACUCUCUGUGGCCGCUGCCUGACCGGAGGGGCGGGGCCUGGUCGGCGCGGGGGCGGGGCCUCCUCUCAUCCAGUCGUUCUCUGUCCGAACUGUCGCCAUGGCGUCGAGCUGCCUUGCUUUGACUGGUCAUCUGCUCUGACCUGUCUGCCCUUUGACCCCACGGUGACCUUUGACCCCGCCGAGAGAGGGAAGCGUGAGGACCGGAGAUGGGAGACGGAUGGCAGCGUGGAUCUUUCUGAAGAGGAAAUGGAGAGCUCUGUUUCAGGUCUGCUCUUCAGCCUCGAUUCGUCCUGCUCUGAUUCGUCGCUUCACCUCUCGAGCUCCGCCCUCACCGUCGCCGUCACAGGUCACGUGAGCUCGUCACGUGACGGCGGCCCUCUUCCUCAGGUGAGCGGCAGCGUGAGCGUCUCCAGGGGACAGUAUUACUGGGAGGUGGACGUCUGCAACAGCGCCAUCUACAGGAUCGGAGUGAUUUCAUCAUGUGAUGGGCGUGGCUGGUGGUUGGAGAGGCGUGGCUCUGCCUUUCGCACCGUGUUUGAUGGACAGCGUGAGCUCCUCCCCUCUGUCCCUCCCCAGCUGAAGACAGUGGGCGUGUUUCUAAAUGUGGGCGGGGCUUCGAUCACCUUCCACAACACUGUCACUCAAGAGUUUCUCGCUGCAAUCCCCGCCCACUUCAGCGCCCCCCUCCGUCCUGCUUUUCAACUGGGCCAAGGAAGGCUCAAGCUCCGCCCCGGCCUGCCGCCGCCCAAUCACGUCUUCCUCAGCCACAGCUCUGCCUAUCGCGGCCCAGGAGGGGCGGGAGGCGGCCGCUGGAGGCGGGAUGUCGCGUUUGGGUCAGUGAGGGCAGUGAUUCAGAAGUUUGAGGAGAUUUCAGCUGCUAUCUCAGACUCGGACUCAGGUCUGGUCUCCAGCAUCAGCUCGCUGCCUGAGACCCAGAACGGCACAGAACGGCUCCGAUCCAAAACAUAGUGCAUUUUCUACUUUAAGCCGCCCUCUGAGAUCUACAGAGCCCUGAAGGAACAUGGUGGCGGGAAAAAGUAUUAGCGUAUUGAUCAAACCUUUGCAUUUUCUCCUAAAGAUAUUUGUAUUCUCUCGCAAAACCUUUGCAUCCUCUCAAAGAUGUUUGCAUUUGCUCGCAAAAAUAUUUGCAUUCUUUGGCAAACUUUAAACAGCGCCGCCUGUAGGGCGUACGAUUUAGAAGAAAAGACCCCAAAGCAAGCUCAUUCAUUGUCUUCUCGUGGUAAAUUUAUUUUGUAUUUCAUAUACAUGUAUUGAGCGGGGCUUUACAAUAACCAAAGACGCCACACAGUUCAUUUACAGGAAGUAAUCUGGACAUGUUCAAAACAAAUCCUGAAAUACUGUAAAUAAUAAAACA